This is a messenger RNA of Pangasianodon hypophthalmus (striped catfish), 2126 nucleotides long. It is a transcript of the gene cdc6, whose product is annotated as cell division cycle 6 homolog (S. cerevisiae). Gene Ontology annotation, biological process: mitotic DNA replication checkpoint signaling; DNA replication initiation; cell division. Gene Ontology annotation, cellular component: nucleus. Gene Ontology annotation, molecular function: ATP binding; ATP hydrolysis activity; DNA replication origin binding. Bases 165 to 1955 code for a protein of 596 amino acids. The record is from RefSeq and is a predicted model, not a curated record. The transcript has 12 exons. Lineage: Eukaryota; Metazoa; Chordata; Actinopteri; Siluriformes; Pangasiidae.
GGCGAAAACGCGCCAGCUGAUUGGUGAAGUGUUGCUCAGAGUGGAGAAGCGCGCCAGUUGUUUCUGUCAGCGGUGAGACGAGGAGCUUCUCUGGACGGUUUUUGUGACUGGAAACAAAAAGAAACGUUUUAUCCAGAUAUUAGCUACAGCCUGGUCUGGUGAAAAUGCCCACCACUCGCUCUCAGAGACAGCCAACUCUCCAGUUCCCCAAGCGCAAGUCCUCCAGAGUCUCUUCCCAAGCCAAAAGUUCUUCAUCUCAGCCCGACUCGGAGCAUGUUCUGGACGCUCGAACCAUCCCCCUGUCUCCCAGAAAGACAAACUUGGGUGUCAGAAACGUCCCACUUUCUCCCAUGAAGGCAGUUGUGGACGUCCGAAACGUCCCUCUUUCUCCCAGAAAGACAAAUGUUGCAGACAUCAGGGCCAUUCCUCUGUCCCCCCGACACCACAUGCUCCAAAGUGUCCCUUCUUCUGAGAGACUUCCUCUGAGCCCCAGAAAGCGCACAGGCGACGAGAACGGAUGCAACCUGCCGCCGUCUCUUCAGGGCUCUCCUCCCAAACAGAGCCGUCCCUCACUAGGCUCCCCUCGCAAGCUGUCCUUUAAUGAGAACAUUCCCGUCUUCGCGUCGCCUCCUCGGCCUACCUCAGCAGACUUUAAAAUCCCUAUUUCAUCCUCGACUUGCCCUUCUCCCAAAUGCUUGAAAGAGCCCACUAGAGCUGAAUCUGAUGCACUGGAGAAGGUGUCCGCUCCUGUUGGAAAAAAAUCACAGUACCAGUGCGUGAAACAGGCUCUUCACACAGCUGUGCCUGAGCGACUGCUCUCAAGAGAGACAGAGCGAGGCGUUAUCGUUUCCUUCCUGGAGAAACACGUGGUGCCCGGCAAGCCGUCCAGCCUGUACAUCUCUGGAGCUCCUGGAACAGGGAAGACGGCCUGCUUGAACUGCGUGCUUCAAGAACGCAAGGCUUUCCUAAAAGGAGUACAGACAGUGGUGAUUAACUGCAUGACACUGCGUAGCUCCCAUUCAAUCUUCCCUGUUCUAGCGGAAAAACUGGGAACGUCCAGAGGCCACAGCGAUGGCAAGCUUGAGAAACUGCUGACCAGUUCAGGCCCCACUGUUCUGUUGGUACUGGAUGAGAUGGAUCAGCUGGACAGCAAGGCCCAAGAUGUUCUCUAUACCAUCUUUGAAUGGCCUUAUCUUCCUAACUCUCGGCUGUGUCUCAUUGGUAUCGCAAACGCUCUCGACCUGACGGACCGUAUUUUGCCCAGACUGCAGGCUAAGCCUCACUGCAGACCACAGCUUCUUCACUUCCCACCCUACAGCCGCCAGGAGCUGGCAGCCAUCGUCCAGGACCGGCUCACACAGGUGUCAGAAGAAGGUGUUCUUGAUGCUGCUGCUGUUCAGUUUUGUGCCAGAAAGGUGUCUGCAGUGUCAGGAGAUGCCCGAAAAGCUCUAGACAUCUGCAGGAGAGCUGUAGAGAUGGUUGAGUCUAACAACAGAUCCAAAAUGUCUUCUGAAUCGACAAACACCACUACAAAUGCUAAUACUAAAGCGGCACGUGUGAGUGUUCCUCAGGUGGCGCGGGUGCUGUCGGAGGUGUAUGGAGACCGCAUGGCCUCUAGUGGGGGGGAGGAAGGAGAAAGUUUCCCUCUGCAGCAGAAAUUGCUGGUCUGCUGCCUGCUCCUUCUUACGCGCAAUGGCAAGAGUCGAGAGAUCCAGCUGGGCAAGCUGUGUGAGACCUACAGUAAACUGUGCCAGCAGAGGCAGGUCAGUGGCGUGGGCCAAGGCGAGUGUCUGUCACUAUGCAGUUUACUAGAAAGCAGAGGCAUCUUCUCUCUCAAGAAGGCCAAAGAAGCACGACUCACCAAGAUCUCUCUGAAGAUUGAGGAGAAGGAUGUGGAGAAUGCGCUGAAGGAUCGUGCAUUACUGGGCAGCAUCUUGGCUGCAGGUCUGCCGUGAUCUCCAUCAGUACAGCCUCCUGCAUCCACCUUGAGACCUUCACUUUCCACAAUGAUAUUUAUUUUUGUAAUGUGUUUAUUUUGCAACUUUUCAAGCGGUGAACGUCUUGUCUUCAGCAGGACAGCUUCAUGACAGGCUUUUUUUUUUGGGGGGGGGGGGGGGGGGUAUUAU